Messenger RNA from Mercenaria mercenaria, 11633 nucleotides. RefSeq names its product fibrocystin-L-like. NCBI's taxonomy places the organism in Eukaryota, Metazoa, Mollusca, Bivalvia, Venerida, Veneridae. The record is from RefSeq and is a predicted model, not a curated record. Bases 1 to 8826 code for a protein of 2941 amino acids. The transcript is spliced from 26 exons.
AUGAGUAUCACAAACGUUUCGCCAUGCCGAGGGUCAGUAAUGGGUGGGACAAAGAUUACUAUAUUAGGAAAAGGAUUUGGCAAUAACAAUACUGACGUCAGAGUUAAGGUUGGAUCAGUGGAUUGUACAGUUGACACUAUAAACGAUACGCAAGUCACGUGCGAUAUUGUGUAUACUGGAAUUCUUCAUCGUGUGACGAACAAAGGUGUUGAUCUUGCUUAUGGUGUCUACUACGCGUUUGAUAAGCCAUAUAUUGUCAUAAAUGAAGGUGACUCCGUGCUAUGGUCCUGGAAAACCCCUGAUUUUGUUUAUGAUAUUGCACAUGCAGUCAUUGAAAUAAAAGAUCCUAGUCAUUUAGUGCAUAAACCCGGCGGAUUUAUUAGUGGAAAACCAAGCCGAAACGGUUUUUAUGUGCAUCGGUUUGUCCAAGCUGGUAUUUAUUAUGUUUGGAGUGGAUUUGUUGAUAAAUGGGAAAUCAAAAACUACGUCGGUACGAUCGAGGUUAUACCAACCAACUCAACAGUCGAAGAAAUCAGUUUGAGUGUCGGAAAUAAAGAAGCUUUACAUGAUUUAAAAGGUAUAGUGAAUGAGGAGCUCGGAGCAGCUUGUGUAUCGACAUCGAUGCAGAAAAGCACUGACAAUAUGUCGAACAAGUUCCACUUUGCGUUUUCUAAAAUUACAACACCAGUUGUCAGUAUGUUAGGCAUAAAUAACGGAACGAUACAGACAAAUAUCUCAGUAACUGGCGAAGGUUUUUCAACAAAUAACGAAGAAAAUGUAGUACGCUUCGGUGGACAUGAAUGUAUAGUUACUUCAUCUACAGAAGACAAUAUAGUUUGUAACAUUGACAAAACAAGUGAACCAGCUAUAAAUGUAUUACAUCAGUUAAAAGUAAACGUAUAUAAUCGUGGACUGGCACGAAUUAACAUCCGUGAUGCGAAAAUCCGCGGCUUUGUUCUUAUUCCAAAUAUUGAAACAAUUACACCAAAACAUGGUUCAUUAGCUGGUGGUUUGAGAAUAACUAUUACUGGAUUUGGCUUCGGACGAUUCCCUGUUGUGCUGAUAGGCGGGUACGAAUGCCACAUUAUAGAUGCAUCUAACACCCUUAUUACUUUUGAGGCGCCGCCGUCUGAAUUUGAAGGUCAAAAACAGGUUGACGUUUUUGCAUUUGUAGCAGACCUCCCAGUUCAAGCUGAAUGUGAAGUGAAAUCCGAGACAUCAUGUCUAUUUUCAUAUGAGCAUUCGCUGACACCUGCAGUAUAUGCAGUGACUCCGACUGAAAUGUCCGUACCAACCUCCUUUUUUAUCAAUGGAACUUUGCUUGGAAAUAUUACGGAAAAUCUUGAAGUGACUUUUGGUGAAGUAAUAGCUAAUGUAACGCAAGCUGUCAAUACUUACAUAAUAGUUAAUGUAGACAGUAUACCAGUAGGAACAAACAAUAUUCUUGUAAAAGUUAAAGAUAGUGGUAAAGCUAUUGGAAAAUUGAGUGUUCAUGGAAUUUUAAAUAUAUACAGUGUGCGGCCGACUUCUGGUAGCAUUUACGGUGGGACUAUGAUUACUAUAAAAGGAAAUGGUUUCGUGAUAAAUGGAACCAAUGUUAAAGUUGGUUCUGUCCUCUGUGAUGUUGAAUCUAUUUCAACAACUGAAAUAAGAUGUGUUACGCGUACAUAUCGGGCUGGUUCCUUCAGUAUUAUUAUCAAUUCUGGGCGGUUUUCUUUAUCGUAUAACUCCUACACGUAUUCCAUUGAUUCAACACCUAAUGUUACGGCUAUUGAUCGGAAAUCGGGCUAUCCAGGGGAUAAACUUUCAAUCUACGGGUCAAAAUUAAGUAGCAAUAAUGUAAUAGUUUUUCUUGGGCAGUCAAAAUGCGAUUUUAUCUCCGGUAACUACACGACGAUAGUUUGCAAUAUUGGAGAUCAUUCCACAGGUCAAGUUCCAGUGAAGGUCUUUGUAUCCGGUCUUGGGGCAUCAAACACAAAUGUAUUCUUUGCGUAUGAGCUGAUUAUAUCGACUAUUGAUCCAAUACAUGGUAAACUCAUAUUUGAUGAGAAGGAUUUAGAAUUGCAGUCAAACAUAAUCCUGAUAUCAGAUGGUGGUUUGCUGCAAAUAGGUACCGAAGAAAAACCAUUCAAGUACAAGGCUGUUUUGACACUCCACGGUCACUACAGAAGCAAGGAACUUCCUAUCUUCGGCACUAAAGUACUGGCUAUAAGGAAUGGAACUUUAGAUCUUCAUGGAUGUGCAGUACCACGUACUUGGACACGUCUUUCGUCAACAGCAUUACCUGGAGAAAAUAAAAUACAUUUGAUGGAUUCGGUUCACUGGAAUAUUGGAGAUGAAAUUGUUAUAUCUACCUCUGGUUCCUACAAAUCCCAAAAUGAAAGUGAAAAGAAAAUUAUAUCUGCUAUAUCUGAAAACAAAAUGACGCUGACAUUAGACUCGCCUCUUAAUGCAGAACAUAUUGGUGAUGCGGAAAGUUUUAAUGAAACAUCGAUUCAAUUAAGAGCAGAAGUUGGGCUGUUGACACGCAGCAUAGUAGUUAGAGGUAAUAAGGAUUUUCAAUGGUCUGGAGAGGCCAAAAACUGUAGACCCGGAACGCAAAAUGAUGAUUACAUACCCCGAACAUGUUUCCACGGACGUCUUACAGAAGAAGCAGGAAGUAGCCAGUUUGGUGUUAUAAUUGUCGUUCAUGCCGCAAAGUACAACUCACUUUUGGCUCGGCUUCGAAUUUCAUAUACUGAAAUUACAUUUGCUGGUCAAGCAUAUAGACAAGGCAGACAUCCGUUAUUUUUUCACUCGAAUGGUAACAUGUCCACAAGCUACUUAAGAGGAUGCAGUAUCCAUGGAACAUUCAACAGGGCAAUAACCAUUCAAGAUUCAAACAAUAUACUUGUAGAAGAAACGGUAAUAUAUGACAUUUUAGGAGGUGGUAUUGUCUUAGAGGACGGUGUCGAGAUUGGUAACCAUUUUCAGCACAACUUAGUGAUAUUUGUUAGCAGUAGCUCGUGUCUAUUUCAUGGCGAUUCCAUACCAGCCUCGUUCUUGAUAACCAAUCCGGACAACGUGUUACAGCAUAAUGCUGUGGCUGGUGGAAGUCAUUACGGUUAUUGGUAUAAAAUUAGAAAUCAGCCAAGAGGAAUGUCUUUCAGAAAACGAGUUCGUCCGUCACAAAUUCCUUUAGGAAUUUUCAAUAAUAACUCUGCACAUUCGUUCAGAAGGUACGGCCUUUGGAUAUUCAAAGACUAUUUUCCAUUGAAUUCAAAUAUAGAGACCACACGUUUUGAAGGUUUUAUUUCUUGGAAUAAUGAAAAAGGGGUCGUGGUAGUCAAUUCUAGUCCAAUGCACUUCAUAAACUUUGUUUUUGUCCAAAACAAAUUGGCUGGGUACGAGGGCAAUCUGUUUCAUGACAUGCCUUACUACGCGAAUGAUUCAACCACAUUUAAGGACGGUUUGGUAGCAGGAACAACAAAUUUACAGCCAAAUUAUACUCAAGGAUGCACAGAAACCGGUAUGAUCUUACCAUAUGGUAGACGUUAUAGAUUAUCAAAUGUAACCUUCAUCAACUUUGCAAGUUCUAGCUGUGCAGCUCUACAAUGGGUAAGACUUCGAGAGUGUUCAUGGCUUUGUGGAGGCUAUACAUACUACACAGAUCAACUUAGAUUUAUCAAUACUCCAAAUAAAGCUGUAUAUGAAUGGGAAUGGGAGGGGAUUAUUUUUGACAUGGAUGGAACAGCUGCGGGAAAAUCGGCAAACUCGACAGUCUUACCGACCUCAGGAAGUGUCCCCCAUGACUGUGAAUCAGACACAGAAUUUGGUACGGGUAUCAGGGCCAGUGUCUGUCCUCCUCAACACAAAUGGCACAGAUUUGCCGUCCAUCAUAUUUACCCUAAUUAUCUGAAAGGAAGUAACUUAAUCAUUGCCAAUGAAUAUGGAAAUAGUUCUAUUAGAUUUUCAAAACAUCGACUGACUCACGACGAUGGCUGGAUGUGCGCUUUGCUCAGCGGAAGUACUUAUGCAAUUUAUUUCGAGCCAGAAGAAAGACAAAAUAAUCUUAGGUUCUCAGGAUUGCUGUAUGAUUUUCAGGUUGGAGAGCACAUCAUUUUCAAAAUCAAAGUGAACGACUUUCCUGACAAGUUUUCAGUCAACGAUAUAAGAAAAAAUAUGACCGUCGACGGUAUCAACGUAACCGAGGGUGAGACUGGCGAUUGGGAAUGGGAUAAUAUAACCAAAGAAAUUUCAUUUUUAGUAAAAGCUAGCCAUACAGACUUCAAGCGAUCUGUCGACAUACCAAUGUCCCUUUUUGUUCGUAAAUGCGUCUACAAAGACUGUAUUCCACCUCCGCCUCCACCACGACCUCCACGACCUCCACCACCAAAAGAAAUCGCUCCGCCGAAAACUAGGCCGCCCGGUUUCCAAUACUGGCAUGAUCAAACAAUAUGGAAUCUUACAUCGGACGGGUAUAUGACGAAUGUUGGCGAAUUCGGGGAAAUAAUACCACAGGACUAUCAGGGUGUCAGAAUAUUAUUUAACACAUGGGUGUUUGUCAACAGAAGUGACAUACAUAAGAUUGGCACACUAUUACUGGAAGGUGUACUCGAGUUUGCGAACAUCCCCGGUGCUGUCUUUGAUAUCGAAGCUGAUUUCAUAAUAAUUAAGGGAGGCCGGUUCAUCAUUGGAUGGCCAAAUAAUCCAUUUGAUGCUUUUGCAAAAAUAACACUUCGAGGAAAUCAGUCGUCACCACAUUUUCAUGUUGGAGCAGGAUACACUGUCGGACCAAAAUCUAUCGGAGUUUUUGGUGGUUUAGACCUCAUCGGGAAGGAUAUUGGAAUAACCAUGACUGAACUUGCAAGGACGGUACAUAUAGGAUCAAAAAUGAUCAAGCUGAGAGAUCCUGUCAGAUGGGCUACUGGGAAUGAGAUUAUGAUAAGCUCUACCAGCUUCAGUCCGCAGCAAACAGAGACCUUUAGAAUUAUUUCUAUUAAGCCGGAUAAUGUUACGUUGAUUCUGAAUGGUUCAAUGCGCUUUAAACAUAUCGUACACACAGAACACUUUCCUGAUGGACGCAACAUAUCUGUUGGAGCUGUUGUUGGUCUUUUGACCCGAAACAUAAAGAUCAUGGGUCAAGACUCUAACCCUAUACAUUCAAAAUCAUUUGGAGCGCGGGUGCACGUUGGACGGAUUAUUGAUAAACAAUGCAUAUAUACGGUAUGCUUCCAACGGAACUUCUUUCAAAUUUUAUUUUCAAUUACAGGGUAUGCGCGAUUAGUCAACGUUGAGUUUUACUAUACUGGUAUACGGGAUUCCCAAGAUUUACAGAUGUACGAGCGGGAAUUCUCUCUUACGUUUGCCUACGUCGGACAAGUUACCAUUCGGAAACCUUCUGCUGUCACAAAAUGCUCAUUUCAUCAAGGCUUUAACACAGCAGUUGUAGCGUUGGGUACUGGAAAUCUAAAUUUAACAGAUAACAUUAUAUUUGGCCGUUAUGGACAUGGUAUUAUGACAGCUUCCGCAUACACUCGAGUUAUUAGUAAUCUGGUAGUUGCAACAAAACUAAAUGGAAUUGAAGCAACUAGAGCGACAAGCCUUACUCUACAAGACAACAUAGUAAUCGGAUCAGAAAAAAUUGGUUAUCACAUACCGGCUGAAAAUUGUGCUGAAACGAGAUACAAAAAUAAUCAAAUGUACAGUAACGUCAUUGGAGUCUUUCUGCGCGAUCAUGCACAUUCACACAUCUGCAUUAAAAUCAACGGUUUUACAAGCUGGAAGAGUGCUGACAUUGGAAUAUUUUAUAUUGGGCACGCUGAUGUAAUCUUUGAACAUAAUAUACUGAUUGAGAACCAAAUCGGUCUUGGUGUUUCAAUCAACUCAUUUAAACCUGCCGAUGAACGGUGUUCUGUAACUAUACGAAAUUCAACAUUUAUUGGACAGACGUCGUCGUUUGAUUGUAUAAAUGAUAGAAUUACACCCGAUAUGAGAAACCCUAUUUCAUCACGUACAUUUAGUCCUGGACUAUUAAAUUCAAAUGGAAUGUUUGGAAUGGUUUUUCCGCAAUUCAGGUCAAUUGGUGCAAAUACAAGAAUGAUCGACGUUACAUUUUCAAAAUAUAGCAUGACAGGUUGUAAGAACAACUUUGCUAUAACAACAAAUAUAGAAAACAUUAACGUUCAUGCUCCAAUCAAUUCUGAAGAAAUCACAGUUUAUGAUGUUGAACAUACUAACAAAAUUAUACUUCAAAGAGCAGACGACGAGACAGGAAAUCAUUGUAUCAGAUUGAACUGCGAUGUUUUCAAGUAUGUUGUCUUUAGAGAUUUAGAUGGCUCGUUCCUCGGACACAUUGGAUCCGUAGUUCCUGAAUCUGAGUAUGGAAGAAUUGACGAAUGUAGAAUCCCAAGGGAAAUGAUGACCAUGCCAAACGGGACAAUGAUUCCUUUCCAACAACUUGUUCGUGAAAAAGGGAUCAUCCGUAAUGAUAAUUGCAUACAACAGAAGACCUGGCAAGCCUACGAGUGUUUUAGUGAUCUGAACUAUAAAUUCAUCAGCUUGAAAAGCAUAGAUCAAGACUCGGGGUAUCGUCAGAUUUCUCCAGUUGCCAUGAUUAGCGAUGGCUUUCUUGACUUAAUAGACGUACCACAAGAUCAUAUAAGGUGUAAAUUUUACACUUGCCAGCAGCGAAAAUCUUCGUUUAUGGCGAUGGUUGCCAUGGACAAGGCUUACCUGGUGCAUUUCACAGGAACAACACCAAGGCAUAUGCGAUACAGACUUUUUAAUGCAAAUGGUGACGAGGGAUUCAAACUGACUGUUUGGUAUUCAAGACCAAAUAGGCUAGAUGUUUUUGUUGACGACAAGUUUGUGAUUGCAACUAAUGCUAAAAUUGAUCUGUUUGGCAGAUAUAUCAUUAGCAUGCCAAAAGGAAAUGAGUAUGAACCGCGGAUCACUGAUACAGCGGGCACGAAUUAUUUCGAUAGAAACCGUGGCGAAAUCACAAUCAUCAUCAGAGGACAUGCUAGAAUCGACGUGAGGACGCAGAAUACAAUUAUUGUCUCAUUCGGUAUACCUGCAUUACCUGUGGAAGAAUUCUAUGGCGAGAAUAUCGUUGAAAAUCUGGCAGCAUUCAUUGACAAACCAUUGACAAAGGUCAGAAUAGCAAGGAUUGUCAGUGAACUAACAGGAACACGUCGGAAAAGGUUCGAUUCCAAUAUGAUAAUGGAGAUUGAAAUAGGAGAUGAGCCUGUUACAGAUAUAAAUUCAACCUUAUCAGACACAGUUGAAUUCUCAGAACUUGUCCUAAUCGCGUCAAGCAUUGUCAGUGAAUGUCAGCUUGGAAAUUUAUCCCAUGCACUGAACACCACAAUCACCUGUGAGACAGUCGGCUUGCAGACUGAUGAACUGGGUACCGGUUAUAUAAUUUACAAUACAGUCACGCCAGAUUAUUUGUUUUUCUACGAAGAACCCGAGGCAGAUUAUGAAGAUGCAUUACUAAAAACACAGCCAAAAAUUAGGGCCGCCGAUAUAAAUCACAAUGUUGUACCUGACCUUGGAACGAUAGAAUAUCCCUGGCAGAUGACGGCUAGCUUGAGAGGUGACGGCACGGGACACAAUGUGGCAAAACUCACCGGAAACCUCUCGAUCAAUUCAUCUGAUGGAUGGUUUAACUAUACCGACCUCGUAAUUUCUCCGUUAGGAUCAAAUUUCAGUUUGGACUUCAAUGUAACUUAUCCAGAGAAUGCCAAGCAUUUUAGUCUAACAUCUAGACCAUUCGAUGUUUCUCGUCGGCCGCUUAAGAUAAAUGUACGCAACGUAACUACAGGAAGUGUAUUUACUGGUGAUAUAUAUGGAGUUACGCUUGAACUUUGUGAUCAGCGUACAGAUGAGAUCAUUACAAACAUUACAUGGAGACAACAUAGUUGGUCAGCUGAAGUUGGCAUGCUCGCUAGUUCGUCUUAUUCAAAUGUAACUGGUACAUUCAACACGUCCUUUGAUCCAGAGACCGGCCUGGCAAUCUUUCCAAAUCUGUCUUUCUCAGGGUGUGGUAUAUAUUACCUGAAAUUUAUCGUUGUCUCUGAUCCACCAGAAUACAAUCUGACUCUAAACCACAGAGUGACGAUAUUAAGUCUAGAGCAUGAUAAUACGACCAUAGAAGAAAUAUGUAAAGUGAAGGUCAAACUGGACGAAGACUUUAAACAUGUGUUGCCAACCAUUGACAAACAAAAUGAGUUUGAGCAAAAGAUUUUGACCGAAUAUGCCAACACCUGGACAGAUGUACAGUUACUUAAUGGGUCUUUUAAUGAAGGGAGUAUUGUAGUCACAUUUGAAUUUGGUGGUUCAAGGUCAGCUAUCUACUCCACACUGUAUGGUAUUUGCAGUGAAUUAGCAAAUGGCACACUCUACAACUUCGACAACAAAACCUUUAAGCUUGCGCCUUACAUGACUGUUAACAACUCAGCAUUCUAUGGCGUCAAAUGUGGGGAAAUCCCUAAAGACAGGAAUGAUUGGGAUAAGAGGGGAACAAUACAUGAUAUAGUCCUUAUCACAGCAGCUGUUGCAACAGUAUGUCUAAUAGCAGGUCUUUUCGCUAUUUGUCCUAUCUGGAGAAAUUGUUUCAUGCUAAAGACACGUACACAAGUCCGACCGCAGUACAGCGACAAUGGCCAAGAUAUGUCUGUUGAAGACGUUAAUGAUGAGAAAGACGAAUUACAGAGAAUUGAACGUAGAAUUCUGCAGACUCCUGCAGCUACCGCCUUUGAUCCUAAAAAACUGAGACAUAACUUUUCUCACUGGUCUGAACCAUUCCAUCGCCCCACAUAUACAACAGGGAAUGAACUAUAAACAAGUAUUAAACUGCUGACUUUCAGCACUGUACAUUUUCGUCAAUUGCAUCCGACAACACGUUAUUACAUGAUUGCGUUAAUACCACGAACUAUAAAGAACAUUAUUUUCUUACCAUUCAUUACCGUUUAAUGUAAAUUUUACAUGAUACUCAUGAUAGCGCGUAGAUUGAUCUAUAGUUGUUAUAAACGUUGGAUAUUAUAUGUUUGAUUAUUUUUAUUUUAUUGUAUUUAGAAUAUUUCUGAGCCGGAUAGGGUGUUUUUUAUCUAUUUUAUAAAGUGUUUUACACUAUAUUUAUGUCUCCCCCUCCCCCACUGGGGGAGACGUAUUGUUUUUGCCCUGUCCGUCCGUCCGUCAUACUUCAUUUCCGAUCAAUAACUGUAGAACCAUUUAACCUAGAGCCUUCAAACUUUAUAGGUUGGCAGGGUUUAUGGAGUAGACGACCCCUAUUGUUUUUGGGGUUAUUCCAUCAAAGAUCAAGGGUAACAGGAGCCUGCACAUGGAAAACCAUUUCCGAUCAAUAACUUAAGGACCACUUGAUCAAGAAUGUUGAAACUUCAUAGUAUAAUUGGACAUGCAGAGUAGAUGACUCCUAUUGAUUUUGGGUUCACUCUGUUAAAGGUCAAGGUCACAGUGACCUAGACAUUGAAACCAUUUCCGAUCAAUAACUUGAGGAUCACUUGACCCGGGAUGUUGAAACUUCAUAGGAUGAUUUGAUAAACAGAGUAAAUGAUUCCUAUUGAAUUUGGGGUCACACUAUUAAAGGUCAAGGUCACAGGGGCUAUUUCCAUUCAGUAACUUAAGAACCAUUAGACCUAGAACCUUCAAACUUCAUAGGGUGAUAGGACCUCAUUGUUUUUGGGGUCACUACAUCAAAAGUCUAGGUCACAGGGGCCAUCCGUCAGUCACACUACAUUUUCAACUUCUUAGGGUGAUAGGGCUUACAGAGUAAAUGACCCCUAUUAUUUUUGGGUUACUUGAUUCAAAGUCAAGGUCACAGUGGCCUGAACAUGGAAAACCGUUUACGAUCAAAAACUUGAGAUCCACCUGACCCAGAAUGUUGAAAUUUCAUAGGAUGAUUGGACAUGUAGCAUGUAGACCUGAUGACCCCUAUUGAUUUUGGGUCACUUGGUCAAAGGUAAAGGUCACAGGGACCAGAACAUGGAAAAAGUUUUCCAUCAAUAAAUCACUUGACCUAGAACCUUCAAACUUCAUAAGCUGAUAUGAGAUAAGAGUAGAUGGCCCGUAUCGUUUUCGGAGUUACUUGAGCAAAGGUUAAGGUCACAGGGGCCUGAACAUGGAAAACCAUUUCCGAUCAAUAACUUGAGAACCACUUGACUCAGAAUGUCGAAACUUCAUAGAAUGAUUGGACAUGCAGAGUAGAUGAUUCCUAUUAUUUUUGGACUCACUCAAUCAGAGGUAAAGGUCACAGGGGCCAGAACAUGGAAACCCGUUUCCAAUUCAUAACUAGAACCACUAGGCCAAGAAUGUUGAAUCUUAGUGGGAUGAUUGGACAUGCCAAGUAGAUAAUCCCUAUUGCAAUGUUAAUUUAUCUUUCAUUGUGUACCGGUCACGUUUCUUCAAUAUUUCCUAUCUUAAAGAAAUAACGCAUAGUUUAUUCUUUUUCAGCGUUGCAGAAAAAAACUUGGUUGAACUUCCCUAGUGAAGUUCCGGUCUAGAUUAUAAAACUGUUCUGAUUGGUUGAUGUAAAAAAGUAUGUCAGUCGAUUUUACUACACGUGUAUGCUAAAAUGUGUAUAUGCAGCAUAACUUUGCAGUAUGAGUUAAAUAAAAAGUAUAGAUAUACACAAAUUAUGAUUUCAAAUUCAAAAUCAUUUCUAAAAUGAAUUUCAUUCAUCAUUUCGAAUUUUAUUGUAAAACUGUGAAAAUUUUGAAUUCUGUUUUUGUUUAUUUUCAUUUCGCCUCACAUGUGCACACUGCUGUGACCUCUAGACCGGAUGUUCAUUAGGGGAGUUCACGCAAGUUUCUUUUUCUGUAACGCUGACGAAAGCAUAAAUAUGUGGAGUAUCUCUGCAAUAUGAGAUAUUGAGAAAAUUUGUUUUGUGCACGCUGGAAGUUAAAUUACCUCUUGUUCAAUAUGCCUAGUACCCAUUUACCGAACUGCAUGUUUUAUGUAAGAAAUGUACGAUUGAAAUGGGUAAGUGCACUUUCAUGACCAUGGUUCUUAUAGAAUACCUAGGAGUAGGGUAUAACAUGUACAGAGGCAUUUUCUUUCUAGUAUGGUGCCAGUGCUGUCCCCUAUUGACUUUCCGAUAAUUACUACUAUGUAUUGAGGGAGACAUGCGCUUUUCUACAAAAGCAUCUUCUAGUUGUAAUUAUUUUUGUCUUUGCUAAUGUUAUUACAGUCAUUUUUUCAGCUUAUCUUUAUACAGACUUCUACCCAUAUUUCAUAUUAAUAAUUAUUCUUUUUGUUUGUUUUCAAGACGAUGGUGUACAUGUGGUACCCAGAUAAAGAACUAUUGAUGUUUAGUUCUAUACAGAUGUUUUGGUUUAUCAGAUAGUAAUACAUUGUAAAGGAGUUGUUUGAAUCUGUAGAUAACUACUCGUAUCGUCUGUUUUCAUUAGUUCAUGUGAUAAUUUUCUGUGUUUAACAAGUUUAUGGUAAUGUGUAACGGUUUAUUUGUAUAUGUUCUAUUUUAUUUUGAAAGUUUAUAAACUUACUCAUUUUUGGAGAGUUUAUUAUCAUCUCUUAAACAAAACUGGACAUAGGGCUGAUGACUCAAAAAACAUAUACUUCAAAAAAGGAAUAAAAAAGCUUACCCAUUUUCAAUUGUAGAACGAGAUUUA